UCUAGCACUUGUCCUCACAUUGUGCGCGCACGCUUUCUUUAAGGCUAGACUACACACACGCACACACGCAGAAAUCUUUUUCAUCUGUUAUCUCGAGAAGACAAAAAGAAUUAGACCGGUUCCUAUAAACACUCUUAUUUCUCUUACUUAGACAGCAGUUGUAGUCGAUUUAAACAUGACUGAAAAUAAAAGCGAGAUUAACGGGCACGCUGUGUCGGAAACCGUUAUUCCAGUCGUCCCCGUAAAAUCAGAGAAGAGGGAUUGCAAAGAUAAGUUCAAGUCCUUUUUACGCAGAAAUCUUGUAGUGAUUUUGACCGUGUCCGGGGUGCUCGUGGGCGUCGGGCUCGGCAUAGCGGUGCGUAAAAUGAACCUGAGUCGAGCGCAGAUGACUUAUUUCGCGUUUCCCGGUGAGAUGCUGCUGAGGAUGCUGAAGAUGAUCAUCCUGCCUCUCGUGGUCUGCAGCCUGAUCUCGGGCGCUGCCAGCCUGGACACUCGCUCUCUGGGAAAACUUGGAGGGAUCGCAGUGUCCUACUUUUUGGUCACCACGCUCAUUGCCUCGUCCAUUGGAGUCGCCUUGGCUUUCCUCAUCAAGCCCGGGGUCGGCGCUGGAGCGCUCAACACCAACAGCCUGGCGCUGGAAAGCGUGAGCAACAACAAGGAGACCGCCGACUCUUUCUUAGAUCUAGCAAGAAACUUGUUUCCAUCUAACCUGGUUGCUGCUGCUUUUCGCUCAUAUGCUACAGACUAUAAGAUGAUUCCAGUGGGAAACAUAACAAAUGGGACCAUACUCUACCAAAAGGUGCCAGUGGGAACAGAAGCAGAUGGGAUGAACAUUCUUGGCCUGGUUCUGUUUGCCAUGGUGUUUGGAGUGGCCUUGAGAAAGCUGGGAGCUGAAGGGGAGGAGCUCAUACGUUUCUUUAAUGCCUUUAAUGAAGCCACGAUGGUACUGGUCUCUUGGAUCAUGUGGUAUGUACCAGUUGGCAUCAUGUUCCUGGUAGGAAGUAAGAUUGUGGAGAUGGAGGAUGUGGUUCUGCUUGUCACCAGUUUAGGAAAAUACAUCUUUGCCUCAAUCUUGGGUCACAUUAUUCAUGGUGGCAUUAUCUUACCUCUUAUCUACUUUGGGCUCACCCGCAAAAACCCUUUCAGCUUCCUUUCUGGCCUGAUCACACCUUUCACCACAGCCUUCGCUACCUGUUCCAGCUCAGCAACACUGCCCUCGAUGAUUAAAUGUGUUGAGGAAAACAAUGGUGUGGACAAAAGGAUCAGCCGUUUCAUCCUGCCGAUCGGAGCUACUGUAAACAUGGAUGGCGCCGCUAUCUUCCAGUGCAUCGCUGCCGUAUUCAUUGCCCAACUCAACAAUGUCGAGCUCAACGCAGGCCAAAUCUUCACUAUUCUCGUGACAGCUACAGCAUCCAGUGUUGGAGCGGCAGGUAUUCCAGCUGGAGGAAUCAUCACCAUUGCAAUCAUUUUGGAAGCGAUUGGCCUGCCUACCAAUGAUCUGUCACUUAUGCUGGCUGUGGACUGGAUUGUGGACCGUACCACCACUGUGGUAAAUGUGGAAGGUGAUGCUCUGGGCGCUGGGAUCUUGCACCAUAUAAAUGAACAGGAGAUGAAAAAGCAAAAACAUUGUGACAGCCAGGAGGAAGAGGAAGAGCUGAAGGAGAUUAAAGUGGAAGCCGUGGCCAACGUCCAGGCUGAAGAAGAGACCUCGCCUCUUGUCACACACCAAAAGCUGGCCGAUGACUGCUCGUAUAACUCCGCUCAUGAAAAGGAUGGCAUGGAGUCUGUUUUCUAAACCUACUUUCUUCUAAUCACUGAAAGCAGUUUAGCAGUUCAAAGCAUUUCCAAACUCUGUCCUUGAUUACCCCACUCUAAGGUCUGGGAGUACGGGUCGUAUCUCCCAUCUACAGGUUGCGAAACUUGCAGUAUACAGUAUUUCUUCUGUGGUAUUAGCACAUAAGAAUGGAUGACAUGAUCAGUGUGGUUACAUUCAUACCAUUUUUAUUGUGCCAAAUCAUUUUAUUAAUCUCUCUUUUGGGAAAGAAAUUUCCAUAUAUUUUUGUUGUACAUGUCUGUUCCCUAUUUUGAGUAAUUGUUUAAGAUAGUGAAGAGAAUCAUUUACAGACUGACGUCUUUCACUGGCUCUAUUUAUUUGCUGUAUCUUCACUUGUGAAACAUUAACUGUUUUGAGGAUGGAUAAGAAAACAUGUGCUGUAAAUGUUUGUUUCCCUAAUGGCUUAAUGUCUUAUCACAGGCCAGUUGAGUCCCGGGCUAGGGGCAAUGACUUAUACUCCAGGGACAUUUAUGUCCAGUUUCUCCUGGGUGCCACAGACGUGCUAGCAUAGUUAAACACUAGUGACACCCAGUGUUAUAAAUGUGAAAGUACUGUUAUUUUCAAUAAUGUUUUCAUUAAAAUUAUGUGGAGGUGUUACAGUUCACUUAAACAUUCAAUAGACCACUAAUAGACAAAAUCCAAUCUUCAUUUACAUUGUAGUAUUGAUGACAAAAUGAAGUAAUGUUUAAAAGGGUCAUUAAACCUUUUUAUUUUCAAUGCAUUGAUAAUUGUAACUGUUAGGUACUGUAAACAUGUGAUUUUACAUAAUUUAUUGUAAUUUUUGUUACUUUUAUACAAUAUUUGUUAAACUUAUUCUGUUUUUCUUAAUCAAAAUGCUAAAUGCAUUGGCUGCCAAAUGGUAACGAGUAUUAUUGACUGGUUUAACAGGUUAAUACCACUGUAUGUGUUGAUAAUGUGCUAUUAAGAUAUGACUGGUCCAUAAUAUAAUACACCAUUUAAUCUCAAAACUGUGACUUAACUAUGUAACUACUACUGAUCUUUCUCAGCUAUAAUACCUGUAUGUCAUUAAAUCAAGAGCAAGGUG
Molecule: messenger RNA, 2879 nt
Organism: Clarias gariepinus (North African catfish)
Lineage: Eukaryota; Metazoa; Chordata; Actinopteri; Siluriformes; Clariidae
Gene: slc1a4
Product: solute carrier family 1 member 4
Exons: 8
Coding region: 176-1795 (539 amino acids)
Biological process (GO): L-serine transport; L-glutamate transmembrane transport
Cellular component (GO): plasma membrane
Molecular function (GO): L-threonine transmembrane transporter activity; L-aspartate transmembrane transporter activity; symporter activity
Source: RefSeq, a predicted model, not a curated record